Messenger RNA from Mesorhabditis spiculigera, 2784 nucleotides. Lineage: Eukaryota; Metazoa; Nematoda; Chromadorea; Rhabditida; Rhabditidae. The record is from the annotation of a GenBank genome assembly.
AUGGGCACCGAGUGCGAGCCGAGCCCUUCGACCAGCUUGGACCGGACGUCGUCAAUUAAUGAGAAGGAGAACGACAUCUCCAAGGCUGAUUCUGUCGACAGCAAAUCGUCAAAGGGUCGUGUUUCUGCGACAAGCACUCGACGCCUCAUCCGAGUACCUUGCGUCCCGAAUGCCGAGACCCCGUUUACGAUCCAGGGCGGAGCCGCGCUAGCCAGGCUAAUCACGGUGGACAUGGUGCGACAAAGUGACCUCGUCGGACUGCUGAAUCCUGGCGACGUCAUAUUAACGAUCGACGAGAUACCGGUUUCCGGGAUGCUGCGAUCGACAGCGCAGGCCCUCCUCGAAGCGCAAUCCGUCCAAAAGGAUCAGUUGGCCAUUGAAGUGCUUGCAAAAGAUGCAAUCCCGGAUGAUUUGUGCUUGAUUCUGUCAGAGAAGGAAUACCCCGAGCUUCAGACGGUGAUACGAGACAAUGUCUACGCACGCACCGUUCCAUUCACGACACGUGAUGCGCGAGAUGGUGAGGUCGACGGUGAGCACUACCGCUUCGUCACGGUCGAACAUUUCAACGAGCUGAAGGACGGGGGUCACUUGCUGGAGCACGGCACCUAUCAGGGCCAUCUGUACGGGACCCCGCGACCGACUGAGAUGGUAUCGGGCCCAUCCAAGGGCCCUCUGCCCCCAAAUUGGGAGAUCGCCUACGAUGAUCAAGGGGAAAAGUACUUUAUCGACCACAAUACUGGGACCACGCACUGGGAGGAUCCGCGGGAUUUGCCCGUCGGCUGGGAGCAGGUCGACGAUCCUGUUUAUGGAACGUUCUACGUCGACCAUGUGAACAAGCGGACGACGUACGAUCGACCGGGUACAAGUUCAGCCAUGCCACCCCCGGCCCGGCCAACGUCGUAUCCGGUAAACGGCCACGACUCGUCGCCCGGGUCGCGCAUGUCGCGGCGUGACUUGGCGGGGAUGAUGGCCGUCAGCCACAAUCCCUAUUUCACCACCGACCCGAUGCAGUUGCGGGGCGAGAUAUUGAGGACGACCAUUAUUAAGGGUCCCAAAGGGCUCGGCUUCACGUUGAUCGGGAAUGACGCGAGCAGUAAAGGGGAUGAAUUCAUCCAGGUGAAAUCCAUUCUUGCCGGAGGUCCAGCUGCGUCAAAUGGUGUCCUCCAGCCGGGCGACGUCCUCGUCAGGGUCAACCAGAAUUUGCUGCUUGGCGCGACACAGGCGGACGCCUGCCAGAUCUUCGUCUCAAUCCCGCAGGGCGAGCCUGUCGACCUGGAAGUGUGCCGUGGCUACCCUCUAGUCAUAGACCCAGCCAACCGUAUCGUCACCCAAUCCGUCUACGAUGGCCAUCGCAAUGACGACCUGUUCGACAUCUCCAUCACCAAGGGCACCGAGGGGUUCGGCUUCACCAUUGCUGAUAAUGCUAAUGGUCAGCGCGUUCGGAAGAUCAUCUACCCGGCGCAGUGCCCGAAUCUGCUGGAGGGCGACGUCAUCUGCGAGCUGGACGGGCGGGACGUGAGAGGGGUAUCCCAUACGCAACUCGUCGAUAUGCUGCGCGAACUUCCGGUUGGCCACCGCGGUCGGCUAGCCGUUCGGCGGAUCAGCGCCACCAAGAAUCGGUCUCGAACCCCGGUCGCAGGUUUCCGUUACGGUCAGCAGAGCGGCAUCACACCCACCCCAUCCCAAGCGGCCCGUAGCAGAACACCCGCUCCGAAUAUGCCCCGACAGCCGGAUUAUCGAUCGAAUACGCUGAAUCGGAUGGACCAGCCUUUCAACCACAUGACCGUCAACCUUAUUCGGAAACCACAAGGCUUCGGCUUCCGAUUGUUGGGUGGGAAUGAGACCGGCACGCAGCUGACGGUUGGCCAGAUUGUCCCUGGUGGAGCUGCAGCUGAUGAUGGACGGCUGAAAGAAGGGGAUGAGAUUAUGGAAAUCGACGGCGUCAGCGUGGAGGGAGCGGCUCAUGGAGACGCGGUUGGACUGCUCGAAAAGGCCGCCCGGCAGCAGCACGUUAAGCUGCUGGUCAGGAGACAUCAGAUGAAUGGCAUCGACAGCGCCCGCUCCGCCUCACUUCCUCCUUCCAUGAGCCCACAUGCCGGAAAUGUUGCCCAGGAGUACGACGUAGUCCUCGAGCGACAAGAAACCGAGGGCUUCGGCUUUGUAAUCCUGUCAAAUAUGGUGCGAAGAGCCUCCAACAUUGGCGAGCUGAUCCCCGGUUCGCCGGCAGCGCGCUGUGGUCGUCUACGGGUGGGCGAUCGGGUGCUGCGAGUUAAUGGGAAUGACAUUGCUGGGCUGCCGCAUGCGGAUAUCGUCAAUUUGAUCAAGAACGCCGGCCUAACCGUCCGCCUUACCGUAUGCCAAGACACGGGCCCGGCGAUGCCGAAAGGCGCCGCGGGACCCACCUAUGCCCCCAGCUACUCACACCCCACCCCCGUAUACGGUGGCUAUAGCACUGUACAACAGACACCAUCACACUCAACCCUUCCCCCUCCAAUCCACUCCGCCAUGCGCAGUAAUGGGUAUUCACCAUACGACGCUGCCCCUCCCGGCCACCAGGAGGACGACCUGAUGGAGGCCACGAGUUUGGCAAGAUGCCGCUUUUUCGUGCUGCGGAUCGCUGAGGACGGCGCGGCAGCUGCGGAUGGACGUCUUCGUGUCGGCGACCACUUGGUGGAGAUCAACGGCACCGAUACACGUGGUCUCUCCCAUGAAGAAGCCAUCAACCUCAUCAAGCAGCACCCAACUGUACGGCUACGCAUCGCCCGCCAUCGACUACCCACGCAU